AUGACACAGUACAAUGGUCCUCAACAUCAGCUUCCAGUCUCGAAUAUUAAUAUAGCUGUUGCUGCACCAACUGUUCGGUACUAUCCAUAUAUGGCACCUCUAUCUGGUAUUAACGAUAUUUCUGUUCCGUUAAAUUAUGGGGGACAUAAUCAGUUGUCACGUGCAAGCACUGAUGGAAUCAGUGGCAUUCAUACAGUCAGCUAUGGGAGCAACAUUGCAUACAGGGAUGGUAUCAGAUCACUUAACAGAAAGAAUUCUGAAGGGUUACCAGUAAAUUACCAGUAUCACAAUGCUUCAGCAGGCUCUAGUUCUUCUGCAACUCCUACGACUGGCAAGCGAGCAGAACGUGAUGUUGCUUUAAUGAAUGAACCGCAUGACAGUGCUCUAUUCUAUGCAAUGACACAGUACAAUGGUCCUCAACAUCAGCAUCCAGUCUCGAAUAUUAAUAUAGCUGUUGCUGCACCAACUGUUCGGUACUAUCCAUAUAUGGCACCUCUAUCUGGUAUUAACGAUAUUUCUGUUCCGUUAAAUUAUGGGGGACAUAAUCAGUUGUCACGUGCAAGCACUGACGGAAUCAGUGGCAUUCAUACAGUCAGCUAUGGGAGCAACAUUGCAUACAGGGAUGGUAUCAGAUCACUUAACAGAAAGAAUUCUGAAGGGUUACCAGUAAAUUACCAGUAUCGCAAUGCUUCAGCAGGCUCUAGUUCUUCUACAACUCCUACGACUGGCAAGCGAGCAGAACGUGAUGUUGCUUUAAUGAAUGGUACAUCUUUUCAACCACCUGAGCAUGGAGGGAAUGAACUGACGACAUCAAUGGUGGAAAAUGAAUUUCAGAGGAGUGCGAGGAACAGAUCUAAUAUGAUCCUUCCUGAAUUUGUCAUGGCAAAUAACAGUAGACAUUUGAUUCAAGGAAGUUACUUCCCUUUACCUGUUCAGGCUAUUGUCGGCGCAGAUUUGCCAGCACCCGUUCCACCAACAAGCUUUCAGUUGUACUGGCAGCAACGAAGAGAAGUCAUUCUUGAUCCAAAUGCAAUGCAUCAAAAUCUCCCAAACAUGAGACUUCUUCCAGUAGAUGCAAGUGUUUUCCCUCUUUUUAGUAUUCUCCCCUUUAAUGAAAUGGCAAUGCUAAACUUUCCCGGCUAUCAUGAAGCAGGAGUAUUCAUUGAUCAGCACUGGGAUAUACGUCUAGAUGUAGAUCUCAUGACCUAUGAGGAGCUUCUUGCUCUAGAGGAACAGAUUGGCAUUGUUGGCGCUGGACUUUCUGAAGAAGACAUUCAGAAUAGUUUGAAAACAAGAACUUUCUCCUCGUUGGCAACAUGUUUAAAUCACAAAAAGGCAGCGACAGUGGAUCAACAAAGUGAUUUCUGCGUCAUAUGCCAGGUUGAUUUUGAGGAUCAAGAAAAUGUUGGAAACCUUGACUGCGGGCAUGAGUAUCAUGGAGAUUGCAUAAUGAAAUGGCUGCUUAUAAAAAAUUCUUGUUCCAUAUGCAAAUCCACAGCAUUAACAACUGUGAAGAAGAACUGUAAAUAG
This is a messenger RNA of Fraxinus pennsylvanica, 1530 nucleotides long. NCBI's taxonomy places the organism in Eukaryota, Viridiplantae, Streptophyta, Magnoliopsida, Lamiales, Oleaceae. The record is from the annotation of a GenBank genome assembly.